CUUGGGCCUCAACAAAAGGCUUUCGAUAUAUUACAGCCGCAGGAAAACUACAACCGGAAGUACCUUUCUGGUGCAACACCGAAGAACUCGGUCAGUCUGCAUCCCGCCACAUAGUCGUUCCACUUGCCCCGUAAAUAGUGUAACUCCGGGUUAGUAGUUUGUUGUCCUCAUACUGCUAUGACCCGAGAGGCGGGCGGAGUUCUUUAUUCAGCCUUUCGGCCGACUUGCUGAUCGCUGAAUGUAUCCAAACCCCAUAGACUUGAAUGGUCCGACUGCCAUGCCAUAUGGACCAAAGUGCAGUAUUGUUUCCAAAGGGUGACUAAUGCAGCUGCAUAAUCCGGCUGAGAAGGUAAGUGUGUAAACUAUGAUUAAGCUCUUUUUCGUCAUUGCUCGGGUACUUAUAUAUGCACUCGGUUGCCGAGAGCUAUAGCUUGCUUUGUAUCCUCGGUAGGUAGGUUAGCUACUAAGUUAAUUCUGGUAAAUAUACACACUAUGGCUGCAUCAUCCGGCUGGCCAGUUACACUGAUGCAUUGCAUUGUCUCUAAAGUCUGAAAGCCGCUGCUGCGCGUUUGCGGUUUUAAAAUCGAGGCAUGCAAACGUGGUUAAUCCUGUUUUAUGUAACGUAUUACCAAUAGAGUGUAACUGCAAUCAGUUGACUGGGAAAGCCAAUAUUUGUCGCAGUAAUAGCAAAGCCAACUAGAGGUCAGAGUACCCAGAAAUGUCACAUAAUUUUUGCAGUUCAUCAUUCUCCUUAAACUGACCAGCAGUUUAUAACCAGAUUGUCAGAAAUGUAUCUCAAAUAUCUGAAACAUUAAAAAGCCACAUCAUUUGGAUUGAGUUUAUUUGAAGUGAAGUUUUCGAUUUCAGAUCGCUGCUCCUGAAAUAUUACUGUUUCACUGUUUCGUCAAUUGCAGCUCCCGUUUGUCGAAUUAGGUGAUCAGUCUCUUAGCAGUUAAUAUUUUUGUAUUGAAAGAAAGGUCUUUAACCUCGCUGAGUUGGCAGUACACAUCUGUCGGCAUUACGAGUGCGGGUGACCUCUGUUGUGUCUUUGAUAAUAUUAUUAUAGAACUACGAAAAAUUUAUAUGUUCUUCAUAUUAUUUAUUUUAUUUAUAUUAUAAAUUAUAUUUAUAUUCUUAAAGUAAUUAUGCAAUUAAUACGUAAUUUUUAUGUGUCAAAAUAUGCUUGUUUAACUACAAAGUAUGUAAGGAAGGCUUAUAUAUGUGAUACUUUUUAGUGGCUGAAUUUAUUCUUCUGUUUAUGCAAGUGAUAUUCUCAGCUGUGAACAGGCCUUCCCCAACCUGUGACGGCCCAGUGAAGCCAGCAGUGAUGCAUAUGGAUAAUGGAGACUGGGGAUGCAUGAUGACUGAUCCAGUUACUCUGAACGUUGGUGGUCACCUGUACACCACCUCACUGUCCACUCUGCAGCGGUACCCCGACUCAAUGCUGGGGGCCAUGUUCCGCGGAGAUUUCCCUUCUGCCCGAGAUGCCCACGGCAACUACUUCAUUGACCGUGACGGACCUCUCUUUCGCUACGUCCUGAACUUUCUGCGUACGUCUGAGCUCACUCUCCCAGUGGACUUCAAAGAGACGGACCUCCUUCGCAAAGAGGCUGAUUUCUACCAGAUUGAGCCUCUCAUCCAGUGUCUAAAUGAUCCCAAACCCCUUCACCCACUGGACACAUUUGAGCAGGUAGUGGAGCUGUCCAGUACACGUAAACUGUCAAAGUACUCCAACCCAGUAGCAGUCAUCAUUACCCAGCUGACCAUUACCACCAAAGUACAUUCCCUUCUGGAGGGUAUUGCCAACAACUUCACCAAGUGGAAUAAGCAUAUGAUGGACACCAGGGACUGCCAAGUGUCUUUCACUUUCGGACCAUGUGACUACCACCAGGAAAUAUCUCUUAGAGUCCAUCUCAUGGACUUCAUUACUAAGCAAGGUUUUGUCAUACGGAAUACUAGGGUGCAUCACAUGAGUGAGCGGGCCAAUGAGAAUACAGUGGAACAUCACUGGACAUUCUGCAGACUUGCCCGCAAGGUUGAGGAUUAAAGGACUAGGCUGACAAUAAAAUAGUACAAAUGUCUGUUCUACUCUAUUUACUGACUUUGUUAAAAAUGCAAUACGGUUUUACAUUCGGUACGACGACACACAUGGAAACCAUUUUAGAAAUCAUCAUACAAGUUCUUGUUUUUUUUUUUUUUUUUUUUUAAGACCCCACGAACACUUCAGUAGAACUUAAAUGUUACAGUAAAUGUUAAGUACUGAAAUGGAAUUAACAGCAAUAACUUUUGUAUGGUUAUCGAAAAACUUUUUAAAAUAAAGCGGUUUUCCGUUCAGUAUGGCUUUUAUAGGCUUUUUUUUAAGUCUAAAUUUUGAUUGUGGUAAUGUUUUGUAUUAAAUGUAUUAGUACUUGUGGCCUUGCCAUAUACUGUGUUAUUGUGAUAAGUCAAUUUAAAAAAUGACCGUGGUAAGGAAUAUAACAGAUAUAUUCCGGUACGAAGUCAGAAGUGUUUUCCUCGGAAUCACCUUUUGUGCUAUAUUUGUUAGAAUAUGAGUUAUGAUAUGCAGAAUUACCUUGAAGUAUGUAGGAAUUGCAAUUUAGUUCUAGUCAGGAUUGUAAAAGUGACUUUUCAUCGAUGGCAGUGGCUGUAACUUUCUGUCCCCUGUAUAGUGCAACAAGAAACUGUCACAUUCUUAUGAACUGAUUGCUCCCAUAUGUUCAUAAUUUCUUAUUUAGAAAGGUACCAAUAAAGGAACAUUUUAUAUAUAAAUAUAGUUGAAUUUGCAAUUGGAUUGUGCAAAAUCACAUGGCUGGAUCUAAAAAUAAACGUGUAGAUCAAUGCAGACUUAUUGGUUCUCGUAUUAUGAACAGUAUCAAAAGUAACACCUGGAAUAUAAAGGCUAUUUUGCCUAUGAAACAGUAUUUUAUAGGUAUCUUAAGCUAUAGUAAGUGGCACGUGUCUCGUGAAAUCUGCGAUUUGUCUGUGUUAAGUAUGUCAAUAAAAAACAUUUUAUGGGUAUAUAAUCGAAGAUACUGAUGUAAUAUUUCAUAUUUGCAAAAAUAGAUAAAUUGUGUGAUGUGACUAUGUUUAACAGAACUCAGAAUUAUCAAAGUAUAUUUUAAUAUUCACAGUUUUUUUUCACUGAAUAUGAACAUACUAGUUUGCAUAUUUAAUGCAGUAUCAAUAAAAAAAAUUGAUGGGCAAAA
Messenger RNA from Brienomyrus brachyistius, 3206 nucleotides. RefSeq names its product BTB/POZ domain-containing protein KCTD6. The record is from RefSeq and is a predicted model, not a curated record. The transcript is spliced from 2 exons. NCBI's taxonomy places the organism in Eukaryota, Metazoa, Chordata, Actinopteri, Osteoglossiformes, Mormyridae. Gene Ontology annotation, molecular function: protein binding. Gene Ontology annotation, biological process: protein homooligomerization. The coding region runs from base 1259 to 2047 and encodes 262 amino acids.